Pomacea canaliculata is the source of this 3245-nucleotide messenger RNA. Its product is annotated as integumentary mucin A.1-like. The transcript has 5 exons. NCBI's taxonomy places the organism in Eukaryota, Metazoa, Mollusca, Gastropoda, Architaenioglossa, Ampullariidae. Bases 1 to 993 code for a protein of 330 amino acids. The record is from RefSeq and is a predicted model, not a curated record.
AUGGAAACUGCAUCUGUUGAAAUCAAUCUAUUGAUGAUACGAUUCCAUUGUCCCCUAAAAGGCAACAUCCUGGGACAAGCUUUCACGUGGAUUAGACAGUGUUUUAACGUGUCAUCUACUACCAGCAUCCCGAUUGAUGUCAUCAACCAAGACUCGUUUCCCAGUAACCAUUGUGAUAGUUUGACUACCCAAGGACCAGAUACGACAUCUCGUCUUUCUCAAAGAACAACAGUCGUUACAAGAACAUCAGGUUCACCGGGGACAGAUGUCACCUUGAGGGAGUCAACCGGAACCUCAACCCUGUCCACAAGAGAUGGAACGCGAACAGUCACGAACAUUCCUACAACAGAGAGGACACAAGAUGUCACAAAUGUUCCUACAACAGAGGGGACACAAGCUGUCACAAACAUUCCUACAACAGACGGAACACAAGCUGUCACAAAUGUUCCUACAACAGAGGGAACACAAGCUGUCACAAAUGUUCCUACAAGACAGGGAACACAAGAUGUCACAAACAUUCCUACAAGAGAGGGAACACAAGAUGUCACAAAUGUUAAAACAACAGAGGGAACACAAGGUGUCACGACUACAACAAUCGGGGCGCAAACAACCACGACUUUGACUACAACAGUCGGAGGACAAUGGGGACAGACCAGCAUUGCUACAGUGCUAUCAACUGAAAGCAAAAUUCCAGGUAAGGAAAGCCCCAGCUUCCUGUGUGUCUGCAAUUUUAAACAGCCCUCAUCCAUCAGCAUCAAAGAACAGUUGGAUGCCAGGCAGGAGGAGAUCAAGAAGCUGUCCUUGAACAAGAGCAGCCUGUCGUCAUGGAGACGGAAGAGAGAAAGUGCGAAGGACAACCGCGUCUCUGCUCAAACUGCAGGCCUCAUCGGAGUUGUCUGCCUCGCGGCCGUCGCUUUCUUGAUCGUCCUCUUUGAUAUUGGAUCAUUGUGGAUCAAGAUUUCUGACAAAACUUUUUCAAUAACCUCCAAAUAAAUUUUGGUUUGCUCCGGCAUGCUAGAGAUACCUGUGGACAUGUGGACAUGUGACCAGACUAACUGGGAAGUUAAAUAUAAUCAAGCCUCUUUAUUGUAUGACAAGUUAAUAAAAAUAUUAGGUUUACAUUGACACCAAUUCUGAGUCUGCAAUGAGUAAACUUCUAAUUAUCUUAAGCUGUCAAAGUUUUGCAUGCCCUGCCCCACGAAGACUGAUUCUGUCUCGUUUAGAGAAAGAAAGAAUCUUGGCAAACUUACAAACCUUGUUUUCACACCACCUGUUAAGUUAUGUAUUACUCACUCAUUUCAUCUACGAAUAUCAUAAUUUUUUCUGACUUUUCAUUGACAAGUUCUAUAUAUUUUCCCCUACAUUUCCAUCAAAAUUCUUUUCGCAACUGGUACUUGAAAAUAUUAUAUCAAGAGCCACUUAAUGAGAGUCUUUAGGUACAAGAAAACGAGUUAAUUAGCUCUAAUUCCAUUCUGUUUGCAUGUUUACACAUUCCCAGCAUGACGAAAACAGUUCUUGAGAUGUAGAUAUUUAUCAAUAAAAUGUUUAAUAGAUGUAAAUGCUGAAAGAGUGUGAAAAUGCAUCACGGAAGACCAUCUUGUGGACUGUUAUGGCCGAUGCUGAUGGCCAAUCAUAACUGCUGAACAGAACCCUCCCAUCGUUUGUUUGUUGGCUGUUGUUAUCUGCUGUGGAACAGUCGUGCCUUGCCUCUGUUUGCACAAACAGAUCGACAGGAGUGCUGGUGUGCCUUUCUAGUUCUCGGUCCAUUUUUCUCACAUUAGCUCCACAAGGGCUCUGUUUGCCGGGAGACCAGAUUCCUCGCUUCCUGUUCAACUUCCACGCUGGGUUAUGUUUGUCAUUAGUGUUCGGAUAACAACUUCAGUCACCUUUUAUAUCAAGUUCGUUGAUCAAGAAUAAACACUUACUCUAUGUCCAAUCUGGCACUGCAUUUAAGUGAGUGUCCAUCAGGGACGGGAGGUCCCUUUCUUAAAAAAAUGUAGUGGCGGAGCAGUUCACGUAAAAAUUCAAUUCUUUUCAUUUCUGUUUCUCCAUUCAUUGACAGAACAAGCAGAUUGCAGUUCUUUUUUCAUUAAAAAUUUUUUGCAACAGUAUUUUGCUGAAGGAGACGCAUUGGAAUCCUUGUAAUGGUUCACACAGUCAACUUGGAAAGGGGGAAGAGUUACUCGAAUCAUCACAUUUACCGGUACACGGUUUUAAUAUACUCACGACCGUAGUUUCACACUCAAAAUGGUGAUCAGCAGGCAGGCCUGGAUUCAGCAUCCAGCUCAACAGCCUGAAGUGUUUGUUAUCUGAAACUUCGACCUCUUGUACACCUCAAGUGAACUUGUCUGUUCACAUGAAGCAGCUUAUGUCAUUCUGCGCAUGCGCGUGAGCCUUUGACAUUUUGACAUUAUUUCCUCACACAUCUCCUUCCCUCCCUCCCCCCACCAGACAAGACAAUUAGAGGCCGUCUGUUACACAUAUGUACGCUUCUUCCAAAGCCAAAGGAAUCUGCAGAUUUCACGAAACUGUCAAUCCUGUUUGUUUCCUGAUUCUUCUUUUUGUCUGUUAUUUUUUUUUUCAUUUUUUUUGUCUGCAUAAUUGUUUAUCCUUUCAUUCUUCAGUUCAGUCUGUCCAUGUCUCGUUUUCAUGUUUGUAAAAUGCCUAUAAUUGUACAUACACGGUCAUUGUCUCUCGAAAAGACAAAGUAUCUACUAUGAACAGAUACUGAUUGCUAAAUCCUGCACAUAAUCAUGAAGACGUAAAAAAAAAAAAAAAAAAAAAUCCACACACACUCUCCAUUUACAACCGUUCAAUUCGAUUAUUGCAACUUAGAUACAAAAUAACUGAAUAUUUCAAUGCGCGCCUCAGAAUGAAAGAAGAUGUAAUGACAAAACAAUGGCUGUCCUAUAUGCAACUUAUCAUUUAUAUAUAAAUAUCGACAAGCCUUUCUUUUUUCAAAAUUAUUGUAAGUUAUUUAGUAAUGAUGCACAUUCUUCUGUGAAAUGCAACUGUAAUGUAUUUUAUAUGACAUACAUGCAAUGUACAUUUGAAUAUUUGUAUUGAUGUUAUACAUGGUACAAUAAAUGUAAAAUAAAUAUAAGCAGAUACUGUCUCGCGUUUGCGAUAGUUUUCACUAGUUUCAAGCCGUCGUAAUUACUUGAAAGAAAGAAAAUAUUUAAACUUACAGGACAAACACUGAAAGUAAAGUCUGACAAAAAAAAAAAAAAAAAAAAAAAAAAAAA